Messenger RNA from Baudoinia panamericana UAMH 10762, 1498 nucleotides. RefSeq lists its product as uncharacterized. The coding region runs from base 230 to 1135 and encodes 301 amino acids. Gene Ontology annotation, biological process: regulation of transcription by RNA polymerase II. The transcript has 3 exons. Gene Ontology annotation, cellular component: nucleus. Gene Ontology annotation, molecular function: DNA-binding transcription factor activity, RNA polymerase II-specific; sequence-specific DNA binding. NCBI's taxonomy places the organism in Eukaryota, Fungi, Ascomycota, Dothideomycetes, Mycosphaerellales, Teratosphaeriaceae. The record is from RefSeq and is a predicted model, not a curated record.
CAAGGCGAUGUGCGGCGCUGGGGCGGGGGUUCGAGCUUAGACCACAUCGCAUAUUGGCUUAGUGGUGAGGUGAGGUGCAGUUCGGUGGUUUCGCAACAGCAGAACAUGACGCAUGGGCAUCCCGCGCACUUCAUACCCUUCAUACCAGCUCUCGCUCUACUUAGGCAAGUGAUGUCUCUCAUGUUUCCCUUCUCUUUCGCUCGGAACGCUUUAUCAUGCAUCUAGGGCGAUGUCUACCACAUACGAUGAUGCCUUCAUCCGUCAACCUGAGUCUUGCCAUGCCCGAUAUGAUGUUCUCCUACACGAUGUGCUUCAGGGGGUUGGAGCUCAAUGGCACCAUACGAACUCGAUGUCUGACACAGCUUUCUUGUUCCCAAGUUUGGCGGAACAGACCGACUCGCCUACCCUACACGUAUCUCACAGCGUCCAUGCGGUUUCGUCGAAUACGAACGGCGGCCGAGCGACCAUGCAGGCCUCGGGUUGCCUGCAACCAGCCUCAUCCGCCACUGUCGAAGGGUUGUACCCUGAGAAGCUCAGUCGUUGUUCGAGCAGGAACACAGGUAGCGCCACGUCUCCCCAAAGAUCUACAACCGCUUCUACCCAACACAACUGUAGUAUCUGCGGAUACGGCUUUUCGACAUCUCAAGAUCUGGAACAGCACGCCAAAGCGACCUUCCACCGGACGUUCAAGUGCGACGCUGCCAACUGCACGAGAACUUAUUACAGGAGGGACUCAUUGGCGAGGCAUAUGUCAAUGCAUACGAAGAAAGGCGCUCAUGAGUGCUACAUUUGCGCUCAGAUAGGCCAGAGAAAGCAGUUCGUGCGCCGCGAUCAUCUUUCGCAACACAUCCGAAACGUGCACUCGGCCGUGAUUUACGACUCAUGGAGUCUAGAGUCACCUGACUUCUCACAAGCGGACUACAGUUACCCGUCUGUCAAGGGCGAUUGCCAAGCACAAGCGAUUAGUGACUUUGAGAGUGCGCUUGUUCGUAUCGUUGGGCCGGAUGAGCUGGCUGUUAUGACAGACCGGCUCGAUCUACGCAGCGGGCAGACCGAGCAGGUCGCCAAGCGACUGCGAGAGUUCAUCGCCCAUGCAGAUCCCUGCUUCCACUGCAGUGGUGACAUACUUGCGUGACAACGAAUGAUGACCUGGAAGUGUUCUGCGCUGCUUUUGGGUUCGCUGCUCAUGCAUGCUUGAGUCUGACACCAGGUUGCCGCAGAUCUGCAAUGCAGCAUUAUCGACAUGAAGAGAUACUCAUGAGGUUCGGUUUACUUCAGCAGCGAGGUCACGGCUCGGUCGGAUUCAGCGGUGUUCCAGUCUUCUUCAAGAAUAUACGAUCUACAGUGGGUAGUUUGCAUAUAGCAGCUAGUCCGCUCAUAUAGGCGUACAGCCUCAAGCUCCCAUACUCUGACUUCCGCAGCCUUCAAGCAGCGUGCACGAUACCUCUGCGUAAGGAGUUCGGCCGCACAACGUGCGUUCUUCCCAACGCACCUUUGC